Molecule: messenger RNA, 183 nt
Organism: Loa loa (African eye worm)
Lineage: Eukaryota; Metazoa; Nematoda; Chromadorea; Rhabditida; Onchocercidae
Exons: 1
Source: RefSeq, a predicted model, not a curated record
AUACGAAAUACAUAUCAAGCGAUAGCAGAAGCAUAUCGUCCAGGAAUGGGUCGCUUUGUAUUAUGCGCCCAAUUAACGGAAUUACUCAGUACAUGUAUUAUUUAUAUUGUAAUUGCGGGAGAUUUACUACAAAGUUGCAUACCAUCACUUGGUAUGAUAAAUGAUAAAUUAUCAGUUAAAUAA